CGACUACUUCUCGUGGCCACCGUCGUCUGCUUUCGCCUCGUUCACCGUUCUUGAUCUUUCCCCUCACAAUUCUCCUUUGCGGUGUCGCCUCUUUCAGCAGUCUCGCCAGUCAUGGCGACUAGAUUACUGAAGCCGCAAUUGCUGCGGUCUUCAAAGGCUGCUUUCGAGUGCACUUUAUGUGCGCAACGCCGCACAACUCAAUUUUCGAGGUUAAGAUACUCCAGCAGUCUACGACCGCCGACAUCACGGCCGUAUGCCACCGUCAACUCUGGAGAUCCAAAGCCUCCACAGGAAGAUCCGGAAAAGAAAGGGAAAAAGGACGAGGACAAAGCUUCUGCAAGCCAGGAUUCGAAUGCCAAAGAUGCGGAUCAACCACAAUUCACGCCGCUGACGGAAGAGGAAGUCAAACAGAUUCAAGAACUUGCUCAAAUGAUGAAGUUGGGUCUGCCCAAAUCUCAAGUCGCUGUCAUUGACGAGGCUGUUGAGCUUAUGAAGAAGGGAGGUAUCCCCAAUGAGCUUCGGGAGGUACUGGAAGCACGAAGGAGAGACCCCAAGCACCACAUCUCCCUCGCCACCACCGUCCGUUUGGUCAGCAUUUUCACCAAGCUGUCUCGCAUGAGCCCGGAAGAGGUUCGAGAGAAAUAUGGGAAAGGCGCCCAAAACGAGUCCACGGAAGAGACGCCUCUGUUUGAGCAGUCGAAUAAAGAUCAAGAGCAGAAGCAGAAACGCAAACAAAAGGAUGGUCAACAAAAGGGAGGACCACGGAUAUACGAUUUCAGGAUCGAUCUCGGUUCGACUAUACUUGCAGGUAUUGUCACGUACUACCUGUUCCGAGGUCUCAGCCCUAGCGAAUCUAGCAGAGACAUCACAUGGCAAGAGUUCCGGACGACAUUCCUGGACAAAGGCCUUGUAGACAAGCUUACUGUCAUCAAUCGAAAUCGUGUCAGGGUGGAACUUCACCGAUCAGCGGUAGCAAACCUAUACCCGGACUCCCCCGCUACCAAGUCGAAUUUUUUCUAUUACUUCAACAUCGGAUCUGUCGAAGCAUUCGAGAGGAAGCUGGAUGAGGCACAUGAGGAGCUGGGAAUUCCAAGUAGCGAGAGGAUACCCGUCGCUUAUUCUGACGAAGUGCCGCUAAGUGCCGCCCUCUUCUCUUUCGGUCCCACCAUUCUCUUCAUCGGAGCACUAUUCUGGCUAUCGCGGAGAGCAGCAUCGGGAGCAGGCGGUCAAAGCGGUAUCUUCGGUAUUGGCAAAUCAAGAGCCAAGCGAUUCAAUCAGGAGACCGACGUUAAGACCAAGUUUGCCGACGUUGCCGGCAUGGACGAAGCCAAGCUCGAAAUCAUGGAGUUCGUAUCUUUCCUGAAAGAUCCAUCAAAAUACCAAAAGCUCGGAGCUAAGAUCCCACGUGGUGCUAUUUUGUCGGGGCCUCCCGGUACUGGUAAGACACUUCUGGCCAAGGCGACCGCAGGCGAAUCUGGCGUCCCAUUCUUCUCGGUGUCUGGUUCAGAAUUCGUUGAGAUGUUCGUCGGUGUUGGUCCUUCCCGUGUACGAGACCUGUUCGCCAAUGCCAGGAAAAGCACGCCUUGUAUCAUUUUCAUUGAUGAAAUUGAUGCCAUCGGCAAAUCGAGAGCGAAGCAGAAUUUUGGGGGUGGCAACGACGAGCGAGAGUCAACACUAAAUCAGAUAUUGACGGAGAUGGAUGGUUUCAACACUUCAGAACAGGUCGUCGUUCUCGCUGGUACGAAUAGACCUGACGUUCUCGACAAGGCUUUGAUGCGUCCGGGACGUUUUGAUCGACAUAUCGCCAUUGACCGACCUACGAUGGACGGCCGCAAGCAGAUCUUCAAGGUCCAUCUCAACAAGAUUGUCACCAAGGUCGAUCUCAAGUAUUUGACCGGCCGUCUAUCCGCUCUGACACCAGGGUUUUCCGGUGCCGAUAUUGCCAACUGUGUCAAUGAAGCUGCGCUGAUUGCGGCUCGUGCGAAUGCAGCCUCGGUUGAGAUGAUCCACUUCGAACAAGCUAUCGAACGUGUCAUUGGCGGCAUGGAGAAAAAAUCACUUGUCCUCACUCCCGAAGAGAAGAAGACUGUCGCAUAUCACGAAGCUGGCCACGCCAUCUGUGGCUGGUUCUUCAAGUAUGCCGAUCCUCUUCUCAAAGUGUCGAUCAUUCCAAGAGGACAGGGUGCGUUGGGAUACGCACAAUACCUCCCUGCUGGUGGCGGUGAUGUGUACUUGAUGAACGUCAAACAGCUGAUGGACCGCAUGGCGAUGACGCUAGGUGGCCGUGUCAGCGAGGAGAUUUGGUUCGACACUGUGACGAGCGGAGCAUCCGACGACUUCAACAAGGUUACCCGUAUGGCCACGGCAAUGGUGACAGAAUGGGGCAUGUCGUCCAAGAUCGGUUACCUCAAUUACAAGGACGACGAGCAAAGACUGCACAAGCCUUUCUCCGAGGAGACCGCGCGCAAUAUCGAUCAGGAAGUACGCCGGAUCGUCGACGAGGCGUAUCAACAGUGCAAAGACCUGUUGCUGGAGAAGAAAGACCAACUACAGGUCGUGGCCGAGGAGUUGCUCAAAAAGGAGGUGCUCGUGCGUGAUGACCUGGUUCGCAUUCUGGGCAAGAGACCGUUUGAGGACCAGGGCGAUUUCCACAAGUACUUUGACAACACCGAGGGAAAGAGUGCACCACCUCCACCACCGACCGAGCAACAAGGCCCACCUGAUAAUGAGCCACUGCCUGGUUCUCCCGCACCGGCCUUCAAGCGUAUCGAUCGCACCGGAUCGCAGAUGUUUUAAAUUGUCUCACUUGUCUCGAGCUUUCUCGCUUCGAUUCAGUGGCAUACAUAUUUGUCACCGUCGUUGCGCCUUUGCGUGGAUCCGAGCUCAUCUUUGCUGCAUAGCGUGGUGUCGGUUUUGGGAGGCAAAAUGCAGUAAUACUGUAUUGAAUACUUCUUUUUCAAUCUCACUCCCAAACCUCGAAGCUCCAGCUCGUCCGAUCCAUAUGGUCAUAUCCGUGUCUUUAAGAGCACGAGCUUAACUACUUCGUCUUCCGGAUAUUAAUUGAGAAUCCAACCUGAUCAGGGCAGACAGACUAUUUUGGG
Messenger RNA from Exophiala viscosa, 3101 nucleotides. RefSeq names its product AFG3 family protein. NCBI's taxonomy places the organism in Eukaryota, Fungi, Ascomycota, Eurotiomycetes, Chaetothyriales, Herpotrichiellaceae. The transcript has 2 exons. Gene Ontology annotation, molecular function: metalloendopeptidase activity; ATP-dependent peptidase activity; ATP binding. Gene Ontology annotation, cellular component: m-AAA complex; membrane. Bases 112 to 2796 code for a protein of 894 amino acids. Gene Ontology annotation, biological process: mitochondrial protein processing. The record is from RefSeq and is a predicted model, not a curated record.